Molecule: messenger RNA, 1257 nt
Organism: Sporothrix brasiliensis 5110
Lineage: Eukaryota; Fungi; Ascomycota; Sordariomycetes; Ophiostomatales; Ophiostomataceae
Product: acetylornithine deacetylase
Exons: 1
Coding region: 1-1257 (418 amino acids)
Molecular function (GO): hydrolase activity
Source: RefSeq, a predicted model, not a curated record
AUGAAAUUCGGUGCAAACACGCUCUGGGGCCUCCUCGGCUCGUCCGCUGCAGCGCUCCGCUCCCCGGUCGCCUCCAAAGCGCCCCUCGACGCCCUCGCCUACCCACACCAGCAUGUCAUCUCCACCCCCGCCUCGCUGGCGCUCGCGUCAUCGCCUCCGCCGCCGUCCACCGCCGACCUCGUCCAGCUCCACAAAAGCCUGGUGCAAAUCCCGUCGAUUUCCGGCGCCGAGGCCAACACCACGGCCUGGCUGGCUGGCUACCUCCGUGCCCGUGGCUUUACCGUCCUGAUCCAGCCUGUCGCCCCCGGCAGCGGACGGGCCAACCUCUGGGCCUAUGUCGGCACCACGCGCCAGACACGCGUCCUCGUCACAUCGCACAUUGACACGGUGCCGCCGUUCUGGCCGUACGAGCGCAAGACCGCCGACGGCCGCCUCUUGUCCGACGACGACCCCGUCACCGCCUCGGACGUGCUCUGGGGCCGCGGCACGGUCGACGCCAAGGGCAGUGUGGCCGCUCUGGUGGUGGCCGUCGACCGGCUGCUGCGCUCGGACGCCAUCCGCGAAGGCGACGUGGCCCUUCUCGUCGACGUCGGCGAGGAGCGCGGCGGCGACGGCAUCCGCGCGGCCAACAGCCUCGGGCUGGCCUGGGAGGCCGUCAUCUUUGGCGAGCCGACGCGCCUCAAGCUCGGCCGCGGGCACAAGGGCGGCCUGGGCUUCAACGUGACCGCGCACGGCAAGGCCGGCCACUCGGGCUACCCAGAGCAGGGCGACAACGCCAUCGACCGCCUCGUCCGCGGACUCUCGGCGCUGUUGGGCGUCCGCCUCCCCGGCAGCGCCGAGUUUGGCAACACCACGCUCAACAUUGGCACCAUCCACGGCGGCGUCGCGGCCAACGUCAUUCCUGAGACGGCCGCCGCGACCGUUUCGGUGCGCGUCGCUGGCGGCACGCUCGAGGGCAUCCAGACGCAGAUUGCCGAGGCUGUGCUGGCCGUCGAGCCGUCUCUGACGCUCGACUUUGCCUAUGGCCGGGGGCCCAUCUCGCUCGACUACGACAUCGACGGCUUCGACACGGUCGUCCUCAACUAUGGCACCGACAUUCCCGGUCUCCAGGGCGACCACAAAAAGUACCUCUACGGGCCCGGCGACAUCCUCGUCGCCCACUCCGACCACGAGCACUUGCGCGUCGCCGACCUGGAAGGCGCUGUCGAGGGAUACAAGACGCUCAUCACCGAGUCGUUGAAGAGGAGUCGCACGUGA